Messenger RNA from Aricia agestis (brown argus), 1946 nucleotides. RefSeq names its product sterol carrier protein 2 (gene ScpX). Gene Ontology annotation, molecular function: acyltransferase activity, transferring groups other than amino-acyl groups. The transcript has 2 exons. NCBI's taxonomy places the organism in Eukaryota, Metazoa, Arthropoda, Insecta, Lepidoptera, Lycaenidae. The record is from RefSeq and is a predicted model, not a curated record. Bases 194 to 1804 code for a protein of 536 amino acids.
AUUUUGCAUUUCAAGUUUUACUUUGAUACGGGGGUCACGCUUCAACUGACCUAGCAAAAUAAUAAUUAACUUAUAAACUUCGUGCUAGCUGCGUCAGUGCAUUUCGUAAACUAAUUGCGCGGCCACAAACGUCGUCUUCGAAGACAUCGUGUAAUCUCAACUCAGCAAAUCAUACGAGGUAAUUAUAAUCAAAAUGCCCAGAAAAGUUUUUGUGGUCGGUGUCGGUAUGACGAAAUUCGUCAAGCCCAGUUCUGGCGUCGAUUACCCGGAGCUAGGGAAGGAGGCCGUCGAAGCGGCGCUAGCCGACGCCCGUAUCAAGUAUGAGGCGGUACAGCAGGCGGUCUGUGGCUACGUUUUUGGGGACUCCACCUGCGGCCAGCGCGUGCUGUACCAGGUCGGGAUGACCGGCAUCCCCAUCUACAACGUCAACAACAACUGCUCCACCGGCUCGAACGCGCUGUUCCUCGGAAAGCAGCUGAUCGAGGGCGGCGUAUCCGACGUCAUCCUAGCCGUCGGAUUCGAAAAAAUGGCCCCCGGUGCCCUCGGCGGCGGCGCCUACACGGACCGUACGAAUCCGAUGGACAAAUUGACCCUUAAAAUGUCCGAGCUGGCAGACCUAGCCGGCGCACCGAUGACCGCACAAUAUUUCGGCAAUGCUGGCAUUGAGCACAUGAAAAAGUAUGGCACAAAGGAGAUACACUUUGCAAAGAUCGCCGCCAAGAAUCACCGUCAUGGAGCCAAAAAUCCUAGGGCUCAGAGUACAAGAGUUUAUACAGUUGAAGAGGUCAUGAACUCCAGAAAAAUCUAUGGUCCUCUCACAAAACUAGAAUGCUGCCCGACGAGUGAUGGGGCAGCAGCAGCUGUCUUGAUGUCGGAGGAGGCUGUCAUUCGGUAUGGACUGCAGAACAAAGCAGUAGAAAUUAUCGGUAUGGAGAUGGCCACAGACACCGAGGCAGUCUUCAAAGAAAACAGUUUGAUAAAGAUUGCCGGAUACGAUAUGACCGCAUUGGCCGCAAAACGCUUGUACGCUAAGACAGGAAUAUCACCAAAGCAGGUUGAUGUUGUAGAGCUUCACGAUUGUUUUGCUGUAAAUGAGCUAAUAACUUAUGAAGGGCUGCAACUGUGCGGAGAAGGUGAAGGCGGUAAAUUUGUUGAUUCCGGUGACAACACGUAUGGAGGCAGAUGUGUUGUAAACCCGAGCGGUGGCUUAAUAGCUAAGGGGCAUCCUUUAGGGGCUACGGGAUUGGCACAAUGCGCUGAAUUAGUCUGGCAGCUCAGAGGGGAGGCUGGAGAUAGACAGGUACCUCGCGCGCGAAUCGCUCUUCAGCACAACUUGGGAUUAGGAGGUGCCGUCGUCAUAGCCAUGUAUCGCAAAGGUUUCGCCAAUGUCGUGCCCAACCAGGUCGCGGCCAUCACCGAUGAUCCCCAGGACUUCAAAGUGUACAAAUACAUGAAGAUCCUGGAGGAGGCGAUGGCAUCUGACACGGAAAACCUCAUAGAGAAGGUGAGGGGCAUCUACGGCUUCCGAGUGAAGGCCGGGCCCAACGGCGCCGAGGGCUACUGGGUGAUCAACGCCAAGGAGGGCAAGGGCAAAGUCUGCUACAACGGCAAGGACAAGUGUGACGUCACCUUCACCAUCAACGACGCGGACGUCGCCGACCUAAUCUCCGGCAAACUUAACCCUCAGAAGGCGUUCUUCCAGGGAAAAAUCAAGAUCCAAGGCAACAUGGGCCUGGCGAUGAAACUGACGGACCUACAGAAAUCAGCCGCCGGCAGAAUCGAUGCUAUACGCUCCAAGUUGUAAAUGUUAGCGCUAGUUUUAUACACGGGAAGGGUAGAGGGACUAAGGCAUUUAAUGUAAACAACAUUGAAGGCGAUGUCAGUAUGAUGGUCACAAGAAAUCGUAAUAAGUUUAUCACUGUAUUGUUAUAAUGAUACAUGUGAAU